AUGCUGCGCCUUGGGUCGUGCCUUCUCUGCGCCGCGUCGAUUCAGCGCAUAAAGGGGGCCGCCGAACUGUCGAAAAACUACAAGAAGAUAGAGGCUGAUGAAAAGCAGCUCGCCGAGGCGGAAGCGAGACGCAAGGAGUAUGAGCAUUACCCACUGCGCUAUCGCCUGCUGGAGUGCAAACCCGGACUGCCGCUUGCCCUGACCAAGUUGAAGUACCUCCUGGCCUGCCGAAGAACACACCCUGAUGCUGGUGGCGACGCGGAAGACUUUCUGCGUGUGAGCCUGGCCUACCAGGACGUCAUGAAGGACUACGGGGUCGAGACGGUCGAGAACAAGAUUGUGAAUCUGGGAAAUUUUCAGGUGGAUGACCAUGAGGCACGAAAUUAUUUGGAGGCCCGUGCCCAAAUAAAAAGUUUUAUCCCCAUCUCCACCCUAACGGACCAUAUUCGGAAGCUUGAAGAAAUUACGGCGCGACUUGGGGAGGACGUGGUAGCACGCAUAGCCGCCAACGACGAUGAGGCGAUCCUUCUUCUUGAGGAUAUUGAGGAUAUGAUGGAGGAGGACGGUCUCCGCACCGUUCGAUUGGGAAUGCUUGAGGAUGGCAGCGUCAGGGUGGAGGGAAGGAUGACCCUCACCAAUGGCACCGAAAGGCCGCUAUACCUUGAAUCUGCUUCCAAGAGCCCGGUGGACCGCGACGCCACCAGCGACGCAGCUGAGAAUGCCAGGGCGACAGUUGAGGGCAAGAAAGCACCUGGAGAAAAUGAGUCCACCCCCGGCCUGGGAGAAGGCACACCUGGCGAUGAAAGUGCCAUACGAACGGCAGAUGUAAGUGCCGAAGACAUUGAGGUUAUCACGGCCAAAAACAAGGUACAGGAUCGCUCAGACGUGGCUGGGUUGGCCUCCCGAACAGCGACAGAGGUGAUGAAAAAUACUGAGAUAGUGAAGCAGAUUCGUCUUGAGUCCUCCAUACUUUUUGUAUUUUCGCUGUGUAUUUUCCUGGUGGUGUAUGUGUACGUGGAGGGCCUGAUGCGUGCAAAGAUGCAAAAGAAGAAGCGACCUGAGACCAUGGAGCACGUGACAACGGACACGAUGCUCCCUUGGUGGGGAAAUGAUGCUGAGUACGAAAGCCAAGUGAAGCGCAUUUUUGUUGAAGAAUGGCGCCGGGCGCGUGCGAGCUCGCGUCGCGUCCAGACGUUUCAAGACGGCGUGGCACGGGAGUCCUUGGAUGAGGAGACCAAAAAGGCAAUGGAUCUCAAAAUAUUUACCGUAACAGCUGAACGCCUGCGGGAGAUGAGGGAACACGCGGACAAACAAAAUGGCCGCCAAUAG
Molecule: messenger RNA, 1329 nt
Organism: Trypanosoma conorhini
Lineage: Eukaryota; Euglenozoa; Kinetoplastea; Trypanosomatida; Trypanosomatidae
Exons: 1
Coding region: 1-1329 (442 amino acids)
Source: RefSeq, a predicted model, not a curated record